AUGAGGUUCCUCACGAUACAGCGGCCGAUAUUGGCUGCUGUGGCUGGUCUUGUCCGGCCGGCCUUUACGCCUGCUGCUCCUCUGGGUGUGCAAUUGGCCAAUUCCCUCGUCCAAGGUCAAAGAUUUGCCUCGGUCAAGUCACAGGGAGCGUACAAGAAGAAGCCCAAAAGGGGUAUUCCCAAGAAGUUGGGUGCCAAGCGAACAGGAGAUCAAUUCGUCAUUCCUGGCAACAUCCUGUACAAGCAGCGAGGCACGCAUUGGUGGCCCGGCGAGAACUGCAUCAUGGGUCGAGAUCACACAAUUCACUCCAUGGCAACCGGCUACGUCAAGUACUACCGCGAUCCCGCACGACACCCCGACCGCAAGUACAUCGGAGUAGUUUUCGACAAGAACGACACUCUACCAUACCCCCAGCACGCGGAGCGAAAGCGAAAGCUCGGAAUGACCGUCUUCACCAUCAAAGAAGCCGCCGCCAAGCCCGAAAUCUCACCGUCAGGAAUUCCUUUCCAGGUCACCCGUGUCGAAGCCGGCGAGCCAGAUAGGUUACUCAAGCUGCGCAAGGAUUACAGUUAUCGUGAGGACAACUGGGCGAUUGGAAAGCUUGCCAAGACGACUGGACUCAAGACGAAGCGAUUCAGGACGCGAAAGCAAUGGUUCAGACAUAGACGGUGGAGACGUGAGAGGGAGUUGGAGGGACAAAGGAAGGCUGAGGCGAAGAGGGCUGAGAGUGGUGGUGAGAUGAAGGCCGUUAAGAUGAUUAGCAAGAAGCAGGCCAAGAAGGCAGCAAAGAAGGCUGGAAAGAAGAAAUAG
Molecule: messenger RNA, 810 nt
Organism: Fusarium venenatum
Lineage: Eukaryota; Fungi; Ascomycota; Sordariomycetes; Hypocreales; Nectriaceae
Product: mitochondrial 54S ribosomal protein bL27m
Biological process (GO): translation
Cellular component (GO): ribosome; mitochondrial large ribosomal subunit
Molecular function (GO): structural constituent of ribosome
Source: RefSeq, a predicted model, not a curated record